UAAACCACAUUCAUUUUAACCAAAGCAUGAACAUGCACAUGUUGCAGUGUAACUUGGCUCCCACAAUUGGAAUCAGAACAUCUCUAGUUGUGGCUUGGGAAAAAUGAACACCAGAUGAAUCUUCCUGGCUGCUGUCGGAUCCUGAGCUUCCCUGCUUGGUGUCUUUUUUAAGGCCUUUCACCCUUCUUCUCUCUGAGUGAAUGCUGAAUCUGCUGUGUACACUUUGCAGCUGUAUUGUGUUGAAAUUUAACAUCAGAUCAGGAUUCGACACCAUUGAUUCAGAUUGGAAUUGGUGGUUUAAAAAAAACAUAAUCUUUAUAUCCCUACUAGCAAAGUCUCAUUUAUCUGACCGUCUUAUCGGCUAUAAGCCAUCACUCUGUCCUUACACCGAGCCCUUUACCUAUCAUACUGCCAUCCUCUUAUUAUUUUAAGUAGGCUGCUUUCCAUGAAUUUGAAAGAAUGUGGCCCCAGACGCCCAGUGUCUACACUCAAUAGUCUUAUUUGGCAUGUCUUUCAUGACACAAGGAAAAAGGUUAAUCCAACCACUUUGAGGUAUACUGCUUGUCAAAUAUGAACAGCAUGUCAUUUUGAUUCUGUUUGGUUAUCUCUAUUGGUUUUAUGCAUUGUCAAGGUAGACAUGGAAAUUUGCUGUUUGGUUCUUAGAUUCUUAUUCAUUUGAAGGUGGAGCGUUUUAGUUUGACUUCAAGCUUAGCGACUUAAUUUUCCUAAACCUGUUGCAGCAUUUCAGUUUUUUUACAUUUGAUCUAUUGAAUCUAAAAGAAAGUUUAUCCAUCUCAUAUAAUGGAUUCCAGUGUGCCCACAUCAGUUGUUCUAGAUGAAAUAUGUUAACCCUGAGAAACGACAUCCUAGAGCUUCAUCGGUCAGUGGUCUGUAGAUCCUUAUUUAAAGUAAGCAGGAUAUUCAGAUCACUUGUGUUAAUUCUUUGUUAAAUGUGUUAUAUCUUGACCCCAUAAGUUUAACAAAUGUUUGGGUCUUUUAUUAAUUGAUUGGUUAACUUCUCCGGAUAGAAAUGAAACUGUAUAUGAGACAGUACAACAUUCAUUACAACAGGUAUUCUUCUUGAACGUGUGUGGUUAGUCCAGUUUAACCUGCAGGAGCUUCUGAAGGCCAGUGUAACAUGUUCUGCUGCCGAAGAGGAAAUAAAUUAAUCACAAGUAAAAAAGACUUUGUUGCGUCUCCUGACAUCGUCACUGCAGAAGUGAACCAGAGAAAAAGCAGCAUGGUGGACAAGAACAUCUACAUCAUCCAGGGAGAAAUUAGCACUGUUGUUGGAGCCAUCAAGAGUCACUCCAGAUGGAAAACUCACACUCCGCUGGAUGAAGAACAAGACCCAUUACUCCACAGCUUUGGACACCUCAAGGAAAUCCUCAACAGCAUUAAAGAGCUGUCAGAUAUUGAACCCAACCUUUUCCUGAGGCCCUUCCUAGAAGUGGUCCGCUCUGAGGACACCACAGGACCAAUCACAGGCCUCGCCCUCACCUCCGUCAACAAGUUCCUAUCCUAUGGCCUCAUCGAUGCUAACCAUGAAGCGGCAGCGGAGGCCAUUGAGAACAUGGCCGACGCAGUCACGCAUGCGAGAUUCGUGGGAACAGACCCUGCCAGUGACGAAGUUGUCCUGAUGAAAAUUCUACAGGUUCUGAGGACUCUGCUGCUGACGCCAGUCGGAGCUCAUCUGACCAACGAGUCUGUCUGUGAGAUCAUGCAGUCCUGCUUCAGGAUUCGCUUUGAGAUGCGCCUUAGUGAACUCCUCAGGAAAUCGGCUGAACAUACACUGGUUGACAUGGUGCAGCUGCUGUUCUCCAGACUCCCCCAGUUCAAGGAAGAGGCCAAGAGUUAUGUGGGCGCAAACAUGAAGAAGUUGAAGAUGCGUGCCGUGAGUGAGUCAUCCAAAUGGAAGAAGCAGAAGCGCUCGCCGCGGCCGCCCCGACACAUGGUCCGGAGUCCCUCCGGUCAGAUGGACCCGACGCAGUCCAGCACCCUCAGCAACAACAACCUUUCAGGUGGCGUCCCGUUCAUUGAACAGGGCUUGUCCACCUCCUGCUUACCAGCCUCAGACAGCGCUGGCUCGUCUAUUUCCAGCCCUACAACAGACAGUGGCCUGGGCACCUGCUCCAAAACCACCUCCAGAGAAGACCUGUCCGACCUGGAGCAGUGCAGCUCGUCUACAAACAACCUGUGCACCGCCAGCACGCUCCCCGGGACUGAUCCUGGCUCUCCGGACGCACAGUCGGAGGGCGGUCAGGUUGAACCGGCCCAGUCGGCCUCGGUGGAGUCUAUCCCCGAGGUUCUGGAGGACAAAGACUCCGUUACGGAGCAGUCGGACAGCACCUCUGUCCACGACAUGGAAUAUGUCAACCCCCGAGGUGUUCGUUUCACACAGUCCACACAGAAAGAUGGUAUGGAUAAUGAAGGUACUUCCCUCAUCCCUUAUGGCCUCCCGUGUCUCAGGGAGCUCUUUCGUUUCCUGAUCUCCCUGACCAACCCCCACGACCGCCACAACACUGACGCCAUGAUGCACAUGGGCCUGCAGCUGCUGACCGUCGCACUGGAGUCCGCGCACAUCGCUAACUACCAGUCGUUACUCGGACUGGUCAAAGAUGAGCUCUGCAGACAUCUCUUCCAGAUUCUACCUGAAGAGUCGAAGAGCACUCACAACACCUACCACCUCUUCACCCAGUUGCUGAGUGCCGACCGUAUGAACCUGUACGCUUCCUCCGUACGACUGUGCUUCUUGCUUUUCGAAAGCAUGAGACUCCAUCUCAAGUUUCAGCUCGAGAUGUACCUGAAGAAACUGAUGGACAUCAUCACAACGCCAGAGGAAGCUAAGAUGCCCUACGAGAUGAAGGAGAUGGCUCUGGAGGCUCUGGUGCAGCUGUGGAGGAUCCCAAGCUUCGUCACCGAGCUAUACAUCAACUACGACUGUGACUUUUACUGCUCCAAUCUGUUCGAAGACCUCACCAAGCUGCUGUCCAUGAAUGCGUUCCCGGUGUCGGGGCAGCUCUACACCACCCACCUCCUGUCGCUGGAGGCUCUCCUCACAGUGAUUGACAGCACUGAAGCCUACUGCCAGGCCAAAGUGCUCAACAGCACUGCUCAACAAGAGCAGUCAGAGACACUGGCGGCAGAUGAAGAUGGCUCAACCAAAAGCGGAGCAGACACUACAGCUGAUGUUAACAGAGUGGGCAGUAUGAAUGGUAUGAGUCCUCCACAAGCUGAGAAUGCACCAGCAUCUCCACCAACCAGUGGACACCUGAUGGCAGAGAAGAUGAAACUGGGCAGACAGGACCUAGGAGACAAUGACGCUGCUGAGAAGAGAGCACCGAAGAAGCCUCAGCGUUUCUCGUCGUAUUUGCCAGAUUCCCAGGAAUUGAUGGAUAUCAGAACAAAAAAGAAGCUGCUGAUCACAGGCACAGAGCAGUUUAACCAGAAGCCCAAGAAGGGAAUCCAGUUCCUGCAGGAGAAAGGCCUCCUCAGUAGCCCCAUGGACAACAACCAGGUGGCCCAGUGGCUCAGAGAAAACCCCCGACUGAACAAAAACAUGAUUGGUGAAUACGUCAGCGACCGCAAGCACAUGGACCUCCUGGACAGCUUUGUGAACACAUUCGGCUUCCAGGGGCUUCGUAUUGAUGAGGCACUGCGGCUCUACCUGGAGGCCUUCAGACUACCUGGAGAGGCUCCUGUCAUCCAGAGACUCCUGGAAACCUUCACUGACAACUGGCAUAAAGUGAACGGCUCUCCUUUCAUGACCAACGAUGCAGGCUUCGCCUUGGCCUACGCCGUCAUAAUGCUGAACACUGACCAGCAUAACCACAAUGUCCGCAAGCAGAACAUCCCCAUGACCGUGGAGCAAUUCAAGAAGAAUCUGAAGGGAGUGAAUGGAAACAAAGACUUUGACCAGGACAUGUUGGAGGACAUCUACAACACUAUCAAGAACGACGAGAUCGUGAUGCCAGAUGAGCAGUCGGGUUUAGUGAAGGAGAACUACGUGUGGAGCGUGUUGUUACACCGCGGUGCCACACCCGAGGGCGUCUUCCUCCACCUGCCCCCCGGCAGCUACGACCACGACUUGUUCACCAUGACCUGGGGUCCCACCAUUGCUGCCCUCUCCUACGUCUUUGACAAGAGCCUGGACGAAAGCAUUAUCCAGAAGGCCAUCACUGGCUUCAGGAAAUGUGCAAUGAUAGCUGCGCACUAUGGCUUCAGUAAUGUGUUUGACAAUCUCAUCAUCUCCCUCUGCAAGUUCACCACUCUGAACAACGAGUCCGUGGAAAACCUGCCCACAGUGUUCGGCAGCAACAGCAAAGCUCAGACGGCAGCCAAGACGGUGUUUGACCUCGCCCAUCGGCACGGCAACAUCCUGAGGGAGGGUUGGAAGAACAUUAUGGACUCCAUGCUGCAGCUGUUCAGAGCCGAGCUCCUGCCCAAAGCCAUGGUGGAGGUGGAGGAUUUCCUGGAGCCAAACGGGAAGAUUUCUCUUCAAAGAGUGGAAACGCCGUCAAAUCGCGGUGAGUCUGCUGUGUUCAUUUUUGUUAACUGGCUGACGCUGAGUGGACCCGAGCAGUCAGGACUCAGAGGCCCGUCCACAGAAAACCAGGAGGCCAAGCAGGCGGCCAUCCUCUGCAUAAAGCAAUGUGACCCAGAGAAGCUGAUCACAGAGAGUAAAUUCCUCCAGCUGGAGUCACUGCAGGAGCUAAUGAAGGCUCUGAUAUCAGUCACCCCAGAUGAAGAGACCUAUGAUGAAGAGGACGCUGCCUUCUGCCUGGAGAUGUUGCUGCGUAUCGUCAUGGAGAACAGGGACCGUGUGUCCUGUGUGUGGCAGACAGUGCGCGACCACCUCUGCCACCUCUGCGUCCACGCCAACGAGAGCUGCUUCCUAGUGGAGAGGGCCGUGGUGGGUCUUCUGCGACUUGCGAUCCGCCUGCUACGACGAGAGGACAUCAGCUCUCAGGUUCUCCUCUCCCUGCGUCUCCUGCUGAUGAUGAAGCCUCACGUGUUGUCCCGGGUCAGCAGGGAGGUGGCGUACGGCCUCCACGAGCUGCUUAAGACCAACGCGGCCAACAUCCACAGCACAGACGACUGGUACACGCUCUUCUCCCUGCUGGAGUGCAUCGGAGCAGGGGUGAAACCUCCGGCCUCCUUCCAGCUCACUUCCGCCACCGCUGACAACGACACAGGUGCCCAGUCAGAUAGCGAGCUGUCCUCCCAUCAUCCCAGUGAACUGGGUUCAGAUCGCGGCUACACAUCGGACUCGGAGGUCUACGCCGAGCACAGCAAGACCAGGAUCUCUCGCUCCGCGACUGAUGUGGACGUAGCAAGCAGCGGAUGGCUCGUGGUUGGGAAAGAUGACCUGGACACGAGUAAGACGCCUCUGGUCGGCUCUAAAGCGCUGCUGAAUCAUCCCCUGGUCAACCAGUAUAGCCUGACGCUGGGUCAGGACCUGGGCCAGCACGACACCAAGUCUCUCAUCAAGUGUGUGGAAACGCUCUCCUUCAUCGUUCGCGACGCCGCUCACGUCACCCCGGACAAUUUCGAGCUGUGCGUCAGAGCCAUACGGGUGUUUGUGGAGGCCAGCCUCAACGGAGGUUACCGCAAUCAUGACAAGAAGAAGAGCCACAAGUACGACUCCAAGUCCCGGCUGAGGAAGAAGGCAGGAGGGAGGGAAAAAGAAGGCGGAGGCGGCACGAGGCGCGGCGGCGGCAGCCGUGCGUCCAGCCAGCGUCCGUCGCGUUCCCACAGCGACGACGAGGAUGACGAGGGCGUCCCAGCCAGUUACCACACGGUGUCAUUACAGGUUAGUCAGGACGUCUUAGACUUGAUGCACACCCUGCACACCCGGGCCGCCAGCAUCUACAGCUCCUGGGCCGAGGAGCAGCGCCACCUGCAGGCCGCGGGCAGGAAGAUCGAGGCCGACUCCCAGACUCUGUGGACCAGCUGCUGGUGUCCGCUGCUGCAAGGCAUUGCUUGGCUGUGCUGCGACGCCCGGCGACAGGUCCGCAUGCAGGCCCUCACCUACCUCCAGAGGGCGCUGCUCGUUCACGACCUGCAGACGCUCGACGCCACCGAGUGGGAGUCCUGCUUCAACAAGGUGCUUUUCCCCCUGUUGACUAAGCUGCUCGACAACAUAAGCCCAGCAGAUGUGGGCGGUAUGGAGGAGACUAGAAUGAGAGGCUGCACGCUCCUGUCAAAGGUUUUCCUCCAGCACCUGUCUCCCCUGCUGUCCCUGCCGACUUUCGCCGCCCUCUGGCUCACCAUCCUGGAUUUCAUGGACAAGUACAUGCACGCAGGCUCCAGCGACUUACUGCUGGAGGCGAUCCCCGAGUCUCUGAAGAACAUGCUGCUGGUGAUGGACACAGCAGGGAUCUUCCACAGUGCCGACUCCAGGACGGGAUACUCGGACCUGUGGGAAAUCACCUGGGAGCGCAUCGUCUGCUUCCUGCCCAACCUGAGGGAGGAGCUCUUCAAGCAGACCGUCAUACCGGAACCAGCGGAGACAGUACAGCCGCCACCGCCGGCAGGUCUACCUCCAUCCCCUCAGGUGUCUCUACCACCUGCGCAGCCGCCCUCCCCGGUCCCGGUGUCCCCUGCCGAGACGAAGACCCCCAGCAGGCCAGCGUCACCACAGGAGCCUCAGUCACCAAGUGCCACGGGAUCAGGCCGACCGUCCGCGGCCCCGCCCUCCAUCCCCUCCAUGCCGGUUCCGUUGACCACCUCCCCGCCCCAGGCUCCCUCGCCCCUGAGCCAGUCCCCCCUCAUCCUGCAGCCCCUCGCCUCCCCCCUGCAGGUGGGGGUCCCCCCCAUGUCCCUGCCGAUCAUCCUGAACCCCGCCCUCAUCGAGGCCACCUCCCCCGUGCCACUUCUGACCGGUCCCAGACCGACGAGCCCCUCGGACGAGGUCAAGUAAGAGAACGCAAGCAAACACCCCGAAUAACUGGAACCAAGAGACAUUCACUUAAACGUCAGGAUCUCCUCAUCAGCAGGUUUUGAUGAAAUAUGAAUCAUGUUAGAGGACAGAUGAGAUGCGACGCCUCAGUUGCACAGCGUUUGAUUUUAAAGGUUUAGCAUCAUUACGACACCUCUGACAUCACAUUCUUUGUGCCAUUUUUUUGUAAAUUUUUUUUAAAUGGAUAAAUGGAGACAGUGUGACAUCAUGCUCAGAUAUUUGCAAUCGGAAAUAUCUUGGACAAAGCUCAUAUGAGGAAAAUUAGUUCAAGGAAAAGUCUGACUGGGGUAAAUGUGCAUGUGCAGUUCACUAAAAUCAGAGAACACCGACGUCCAGUCCUCACUGCUGUUGGGGGAGAAACCUGGGGCAGAGUUUACGUUGUUGCACACGGGGAAAUCAUUUUACUGGCUCGUGCCAGUAUUUUUAAACUCACUGCAUUACAUAUAUAUUUAUAUUUUUUAUUUUAGACCGAUACAAUGACACAGAAAUUAAAUGAAUAAAAAAAAUCACUUUUUCCCACCAUAGUUUUGUUCUCGGGAGUGUGAGAAAGACGUUAAUAGUAUGAGGCAGGUGUUUCUCGUGAAUCAAAGUAAAAGUGUGUGUGUGUACGCUUGUGUUUAUCCAGAGCUCUAUACAUCGAUGUCCGACUUUCAGACGAGCACUGAAGUCUGCACAUGUUGCUCUGAACAUUUCCAGAACGUUUCCUGCCAGCCGCCUAGUAAAAUUUCAGAAAAAUGUCCCAGAGUGAGCCCGUGUGAGAAUAGAGCAGGAAAAUCUCUGGACGAUUCCCGGCGAGCGAUUGGGCGAAACGCUGCUCACUGCAGCCGAGUUAUCGCCAUGUCCCGCCUCCCGCUGCUCCGCCCAGACGCCACGGAAUGAUCCGGAAAUGUUCCUAUUGGUGUGAACUCAUCUGACAAGCACAAUUUCCAGAGUUCAUGUCUGAAAACAGCUUCGGUGACGCCGACUGUUGCUCUGACUCUGUGGUGAGAUGUGUUGGCAGGAGGAGAAAUUAAAAAUCUCACCAGCUGUGGACUCGCGUGUCGUGUCCAUGGUUCCAACUCUUCUCCAGAACUCGACUCAACAGUUUUCAUACGUGACGGUGGAACUGUUACUAAUAUCAUCAACACUUGGCUUCGUGGAUGAUGAAUAAUCAGCUGUGUCCGUGGGAAUAAGUCUGAUUCAGAGUUUCCCGUGUUCUCCCAUCAAGUCCGAGAGUUUUGUGUAGAAGGAGACUCGAGGGCCGGACUCACUCCUACGUCCCUGAACCUGAUAUAAAACCUGUAACUUUAUUUGAAGUUAUCGAUUCCACACGGGGACAGUGGAGGUGUUUCAGGUGAGUGAUGUAGAUGAUGGAUGAAGUGGCGUUGGAUUUCCAGAGCUUUGAGUUUGAGUCGCGACGGAACUGAUCAUAUGCAUAUUUCACCUCUGACGAGCAUCUGAUUGAAAAAAACAUUCUUUUUAUUUCUCAGUUUUUUGUUUCAGCAGCCAAAUUCUCUUCUGUUCUCCUGUAACGUCUGAAGACGUGACACUGGACUCUACUGUUUAUUUCUUCCAGUUUCUUUUCAAUUCUACUUUUUUUUUUCCUGAAAAAAAAAACAAAAAGCAAGCUUUUGAUUUCGGCCCCUUAUAAUUUCCUCCUCCGCUAAACAACGGCGGUUUAUUUGCAACCUGGAGAAGUCAAAUCUGAAACAUUCCACAAAGUAGAUAACCGAGGGAGCACCGCUCCGCUGUCGGACGGGACGACAGGUCAGAGGCCGAGACGGCAACGUUUAUUGGUUUAUGAUAAAUAUUAACUUUUUUUUUUUUUGUUAACCGGAGUUGAGAAUCAUGUUUCAUCGUGUAGCUCGCUGCAGAAGUGUGUGCGUGGACUUGAAGCCUGACAGAGAUCACAACAGGUUUAAGACCUACUGCUGAAUGGACUCAUCACUGAAUACGUCCUGCCGAAGCUGAAUUAUGGCAUUUGACUUUGGAAACCAUCUAUCUCGACUUGUGUGUUCAGGGGCUUAACUUCAACCGAGUGAGCCCGUGUGAGAAUAUGUACUUGAAUGAUCUGGAAUUUUUUUCUGCUGUUGUGAAUGGGAAACUCUUGGUUCCUUCUCUCGAACAAAGCAGAACAAAAAUGUAGGCGGGGGGGGUUUUUCCCCCUUGGUGCCGACCAGAUGAACCUGCAGGCUAAGUAUGAAAGGUCUGAUAUUUCUUUCGUCCGACCUGACUUUAAAACUUUAAAUCUGAAUCUGGCGCCACAUCUGAACGAAACCUAACUUGUGAGUAGACGUUUUCCAAAGUGCUGUAAACUCCCAGGUAUUUUACGUUCCUACCGUGAGUCGUAUUCAGUGGUGGCUAAAUUUCACAAUGAGCUUUUCGUCCCCUGCAGUUUUUUCCUGCAUUAGAAACCUGUCGACCUUCCUGCAUGCUGACUGUGUCUCGCGUACGGCGACGUUUUACCCUGACGGACUGGUGGAGACCAAUAGACCGCGUUUAAUGCCAACCGUGUGUCUGUGAGUGCGGCGUAGACGGUUCACAGUGGCCCUGGAUUCUGAUGUUUCAAGUUAAUGUUAUUUAUUGAAUUAGGGGGAAGAAGCGGGGGGGACGUACAGUAGUCCUGGUGUGUAUGUCAGCCAGGUAACACUACAGCCUUAUAGAGCCACCAACGUGACACAUUUUGUAAGCUGUGGGUUUAUUUGUCGUUUCGGGAUACUUAGAUAUAUGAGCUGAUUCUUGCUUGAACAGAAAAUUACAUGAAAAUUAUGUAUAUGUAUAUAAAUAUAUAUAAAUGAAAAGUAAUGUACUUUUUACUAUGUAAUAAAUUUAAAGAAACU
This is a messenger RNA of Scophthalmus maximus (turbot), 9780 nucleotides long. RefSeq names its product golgi brefeldin A resistant guanine nucleotide exchange factor 1 (gene gbf1). The record is from RefSeq and is a predicted model, not a curated record. The transcript has 41 exons. Gene Ontology annotation, biological process: regulation of ARF protein signal transduction. NCBI's taxonomy places the organism in Eukaryota, Metazoa, Chordata, Actinopteri, Pleuronectiformes, Scophthalmidae. Bases 1139 to 6922 code for a protein of 1927 amino acids. Gene Ontology annotation, molecular function: guanyl-nucleotide exchange factor activity.